This is a messenger RNA of Coccidioides immitis RS, 1496 nucleotides long. Its product is annotated as V-type proton ATPase subunit D. Gene Ontology annotation, cellular component: fungal-type vacuole membrane; proton-transporting V-type ATPase, V0 domain; vacuolar proton-transporting V-type ATPase complex. Gene Ontology annotation, biological process: proton transmembrane transport; vacuolar acidification; vacuolar transport. The record is from RefSeq and is a predicted model, not a curated record. NCBI's taxonomy places the organism in Eukaryota, Fungi, Ascomycota, Eurotiomycetes, Onygenales, Onygenaceae. The coding region runs from base 103 to 1203 and encodes 366 amino acids. The transcript has 4 exons. Gene Ontology annotation, molecular function: proton-transporting ATPase activity, rotational mechanism.
AACGCUCUAUCCACUGCAAAACAACGAGUGGCUCGAGGGAGAAAUUAUGAAGUUUGAACCGUUGUUAGCACAUAGAUAAUAUAUCGAAAGGCAAUAUUUGCAAUGGAGGGCCUUUGGUUCAAUGUGGACGGAGGCUACGUCGAGGGGAUCGUUCGGGGAUAUCGCAACAACCUUCUUAAUUCACAAAGCUACGGCAACUUGACGCAAUGCGAUACGAUAGAUGAUGUUAAGCUACAACUCGGCCCUGCAUACGGCGAUUUCCUUGCGUCCCUUCCUCCUAACCCAUCUACGUCCUCCUUAGCCGGCAAGACAACGGAGAAACUUGUUGCUGAGUUUCGCUAUCUCCAAGCCCAAGCAACCGGCUCCACCGCCAAGUUCAUGGAAUACCUCACGUACGGAUAUAUGAUCGAUAAUCUUGCUCUCCUCAUCACAGGUACUCUCCAUGAACGAGAUACACGAGAAUUACUUGAGAGAUGUCAUCCGCUUGGCUGGUUUGAAACAAUGCCGGUGCUCUGUGUUGCCACAAACAUCGAGGAAUUGUAUAAUUCUGUGCUGGUCGAGACACCCUUAGCGCCAUAUUUCAAGGGGAGCUUAAGCCACCAAGAUUUAGACGAGCUAAAUAUCGAGAUUGUGAGGAACAUGCUAUACAAGAAUUAUUUGGAAGACUUCUAUCAAUUUGUGAAUACUGAGCCGGAUCUCAGAAACUCUCCAACCUCGGAAGUUAUGUCUGAAAUACUGGAAUUCGAGGCCGAUCGUCGCGCUAUUAAUAUUACACUUAAUUCAUUUGGAACAGAACUUUCUAAGGCUGAGAGGAGAAAGCUGUACCCCGAGCUCGGAAAGCUGUACCCAGAAGGGUCACUGAUGCUUUCACGGGCGGAAGACGUCGAAGGAGUUGCUCUCGCAGUCAGCGGUGUUACCGAUUACAAGGCAUUCUUUGAUGCUGUGGGGUUGAACCAAGCCGGAGGUGGUGGACUUGGAAACAUGGGCGGUGGUACUGGAAGCGAUGGGAAGAGCUUGGAAGACAUGUUCUACCAAAAGGAGAUGGAGCUAUCGAAACUUGCAUUUACCCGGCAGUUCACCCCGGCCGUGAUAUACGCUUGGGUAAAGCUCCGCGAACAGGAGAUCCGAAAUAUAACAUGGAUUUCUGAGUGUAUUGCGCAGAAUCAGAAGGAGCGGAUAGGCAACUAUAUCAGUGUGUUUUGAGGAUUCAAAUCAUAUGCAAGUCAUACGAGGGCCUUUGAGGGUUGUUUAAUAGGGAUUAACAGGUUGUGAAUUGUCAUUUUGGCUUCUGUGAUUAUCGCCUUUAACUUCUUUUCGGCGUUGAACGUAUUUUUUUACUGAGUACCCAUGGCUUUGCUAGACUGAGGCAUUCUAAUAAAUGCUGUGUCGAUGUCGGAAUUUCAGAGCCUUUCGCUCGCCCCGUGUCUGUGGCUUAUAGCUGCGAUGAAAUCAUCCGAACACCCUAUAUGCCAAAUGGUACAGAGUAGACCAAACCG